This is a messenger RNA of Onychostoma macrolepis, 1991 nucleotides long. RefSeq lists its product as uncharacterized. Bases 165 to 443 code for a protein of 92 amino acids. Gene Ontology annotation, cellular component: perinuclear region of cytoplasm. Gene Ontology annotation, molecular function: calcium ion binding. The transcript has 3 exons. The record is from RefSeq and is a predicted model, not a curated record. NCBI's taxonomy places the organism in Eukaryota, Metazoa, Chordata, Actinopteri, Cypriniformes, Cyprinidae.
CCAUAAAGUUCUGGGUAUACGCCCAGUGAUUUGAUGGGAAAAAAAAGCAACUUGGAAAGACUGGAAUUCGCAGAAGAGGCAUUUUUAUAGGCAUUGUACUGGCUUAAGUUAGAAGAGGCAAGAAUCAGCAGAAGAAAAGUUUCCUUACAAAACUAGUUACAAAUAUGGAGGGUGCCGUUAAAACAGUUGUUAUGCAGUUCCUGUCUUCAGCACGGGGAAAAGAGAGCCUGGGUGGGAAGAGCUUCCAAAAGUUAGUCCAGAGUCAGCUCGGAAACAUCCUGAGCGACACUGACAGUUCUUCAGCAGUGAAGGACAUGAUGAAAGGCCUGGAUGACAACCAGGAUGGGAAGGUCAGUUUCCAGGAGUACCUGACGCUGGUGGGCUACCUGGCCAACUCACUGAGUGAGCAGAAAGCACAGAGCAGCGCAGCCGGUGCACCAUAAGAAGCCCCAAAGCAUCCAUGACCCUUGGGUUGAUGACACUGACAAUCAUUUGUAAUGUUGGAGUCUUGCACCAGUAAUGAGAGACUGGGGCUAGUUGUCACAAUUUUUUACUUAUUAAAAAGUUUUCAAGGUUAUACAUGCAUAACAAAACACAACUCCUUAGCCCUUGUGACUUCCUGUUGUAGCAACUAGCCCUGGUCUCCAAUGCAAUAUAAAAUCUGCAAUGAUCUGAAAACACUUUUAAAGUCUCUGAUAUUACAAUGAAAUUAUAAAUCUGUUUACAUGUACUCGCAUUAAUGAAUUUAUAAAACAAUGUCUGACCUGUGGCCAUGUACAAGUGCUAAAUCAAGGAACUUUUUGUUGCAUAAGUGUUUGCUUUUUUUUUUUUUUUUUGUUAUUUUUGCUUUCCAUGUAAACAGGUUUUCAUUUCUAAGCUCAUGUGUUUUCAUAUAUGAUUUAAUUAUUUUACUGGGAACAAAAUAUGCUUGAUUAGUGCAAGGCAUAACUGAUGAAUGCAAGCCAUCAAAUAUACUAAAAACAGAGUCAACGUCAAUGUUGUACACAUCAGAUUUGUCCAUUUAAAAAAGUGAAAUUUUACACAACUGGAGAAAUGUUUUUGUAUAACCUUUCAAUUAAAAUAUGGAAAUAAUGACAAAAUUAAAAUUUUAGUCAUCCUUUAAUUUUCAGACAUGCAAUACAAGCUAAACAUCGUGGUUUUCUGGGUACAGCCUGUGCCCUAGCAUGAAUACAUGUUUUUAUGUGUACACAUUUUGUCAGUGUCCUUUGAAUUUGGCCAUUCGUGUGUUUUCAGUCCCAAGCCUUGGCUGGCAUGUGUAUGGACACCGUUUGCUUAAUGAUGAAUUAACACCUGUGCAGCAGUAUCAGGUGUGACAGGACAACACACACACACACACGAGAUUAUCAGCACCUCUAAAGACCCUUGGGUUGUGAGUAACUACAUUUGUGCCAUGUAACCUUGUUUGGCCUGUAACAUAAUCAGUCCUCAGGCACCUGACCCCAUUUUAUGGCUUAUGUGCCAUGAUGCUAAUAAUUGUAGAAAAGUGCAUCAAGAAAUUAAUUACAAUUAUUUAAACAUAUACUUACAUAUAUAAAUGUGUUAGAAAGAUAGAUAGAAUUACACCAUUAAGAAGCUUAACCAGUCGCUAAUUAUAUUAUAUAACCUUUAAUUACAUAACUUAAAUAAUAUAGACAUUAAAAUAUUUAAAAAUAAUAGUUUCUUUAUAUGCAUAAAGCAUAUUUUAAGGCAUAACUGCUGGUAAUGUUGUAUUUCUAUAGCUCGGCUGAUUUUCAUUAUAGCGAUGUUUGUAUCUAAGUCAUCAAUUACAGCAGAUAAAUCAUUUAGUUCGGGGUGCUAAACCAUCACGUCUCUAAAAGUUUAAUGUGACAAGCACCGGUACAUAUAACUAACCUUUAGGAUCAAACAUAUCUAUUUACCCAAAAGCUCUUCUUUCAGGUGAGUCCAGGUCUUCAGUGCAUGUUUAUAUACAUGAAUGUCAUGUUGUAUCAUUAGAUAAGCUUGAAAACAUG